AUGUCAGUCAAGGGAAGAAUAUUAUGUUUACAUGGGUUUGCCCAAACCGGAAAAAUUUUUGCUGAAAAGUCUUCAGGUAUUCGAAAAUUAUUGAAAAAGAAAAACUAUGAAACAAUAUAUAUCGAUGCUCCAAUUAAAUUGAAAAUUAAUGAGUUGCCAUUCACUCCAACGACUAUACCAGAAGACGAGAAUUUUGGUUUUGCAUGGUACCGGUUAAAUGAAGGAAAAAUCGAGGAUUCAAUCAAUCUCAUCAACAAAACCUUUCAAGAAAAGGGCCCAUUUGAUGGUAUCAUUGGCUUCUCUCAAGGUGCUGCUUUAGCAUUUGUCUUUGCAAACCUAUUUCAUUCAAAGUUUCCCUCAUUGAAAUUCAUAAUGAUGUUUUCCAGCUAUUCUUUUUAUGAUGACGACUACCUCUCGAAACUAGAUCCUAAUCUUUACAGAGAUUUAUAUUUGCAAAAAUUAGGCCUACGAAGUAUGCACAUCUACGGAAAAAAUGACAAUGUUAUUAAAUCGCAGCUAUCUAUCAAGUUGGCCAAUAACUAUUGCGAAAAGGGAACAGCAACACUUUUCGAGCAGCCAGGAGGACAUUUCAUUCCAAACUCCAAGCCAUUGUGCAGAGGAUGGAUAGAGUGGAUUGAAGAAAGUAUGAGCCAGUGA
Ascoidea rubescens DSM 1968 is the source of this 657-nucleotide messenger RNA. Its product is annotated as alpha/beta hydrolase. Bases 1 to 657 code for a protein of 218 amino acids. The transcript has a single exon. Lineage: Eukaryota; Fungi; Ascomycota; Saccharomycetes; Ascoideales; Ascoideaceae. The record is from RefSeq and is a predicted model, not a curated record. Gene Ontology annotation, cellular component: nucleus; cytoplasm.